GCCCGGCUGAUUGCUUCCUUGACGUUUUCCCAGAGUGCUGUGCUAGUUAGUCUCUGAAUAUUUUCGCCAUUUUUUUGAAAGUUGGCACUGCAGUGGGAGACUGAUAUCCAUGACAUUGUUUCAUUAAUAUAUUUUGAGGGAUUUGAUUUUAAUUACAACUGGUUGGAGAGCUUGUAUUGCGUCACUAUGGAAUUUCAAGGAGCCGAACCAAUGACAUUGGGUUCCCCUUCAUCUCCAAAAGCUGGAGGUGGUGCUCAGUUUCUGCCUGGAUUUCUUAUGGGAGAUCUUCCAACACCUGUGACUCCUCAGUCUCGUAGCUUAGGUGGCCCCUCUGUGGGCAUUAUGGAAAUAAGGUCUCCACUGCUAUCAGGAGGUUCUCCGCCUAAGCUUGUUGUUCCAGCUCCGAAAGAUAAAAGUGGUGCACCACCAGUUAGAAGCAUUUAUGAUGACCUACCAAGUCCAGGACUUGGACUCACUCCACUGAGUUCAAAGAAACAGGCAACUUUUUCAGCAGUGCAGACACCAUUGUGUGGGUCUUUUUCAGUAACUCCUGUAACAGCUGCGAAUGUGUUCAGUCCAGCAAGUAUUGGCCAAUCUAGAAAGACUGUCUUGUCCCCAGCACAGGUUGAUCCUUUCUACACACAAGGAGAUGCACUGUCAUCUGAAGACCAGCUGGAUGAGACGUGGGUGACUGUUUUUGGGUUUCCUGCUGCUUCAGCUUCGUAUAUUUUACUCCAGUUUGCACAGUAUGGCAACAUCUUAAAACAUGUGAUGUCCAAAAAUGGUAAUUGGAUGCAUAUUCAUUAUCAGUCAAAGCUUCAAGCCAGGAAAGCAUUAAGCAAAGAUGGCAAGAUCUUUGGAGACACCAUCAUGAUUGGAGUUAAGCCUUGUAUAGAGAAGAAUUGUAUGGAAUCUGUAGAUUCCGCUUCUAGUACCCAGUCUAACCAUGCAACUCCACCUGUUAGCACAAUUCCCACCGGUACUGAGCUGCCUGUUUGUCCUCAGAGGAGUGCACUCAGGUCACUCAACAGCAAGUACAAAGCUAGUUCUUCUACUGUCAAGGUGAUCACAGACAAACAAACUCCCAAAAAAGAUGAAAGCUUUGUAUCAAAAGCUAUGGAAUACAUGUUUGGAUGGUAGCAGAAUGAAAGUAUUGGAGGUGAACAGAUUAAAACAAAGGACAUGCUUACACUAAAAUCUUGAUAAAGAGCGAUCAUUUUGUGUACACCGCCUAUGCCCAUCGGUUAGUUUUAUAACCGGCAUCUGGAGCAUUUUCAGAAUACAGCACGUUUCUUAUAAACUAAAUGAAUGGUAUUUGCACUUUAUACUGUUUGAGAGUAGCAGAAUGUUUGUGGUUGCAGUGUUGACACUGUAAAAUAUGCAUUACAGAAAUAUGUAUGUGUUGGUUCAAAACUGCCAAGGUAGUACUAAGUUAAAGCAUCUUGAUAUUGGCGUGGAUCGACUGGUCAGCAGUUUGAACUGCAUUUUCCAUUACUGAUUUGUACAUUUCUUUUAAUGAACAGUCUGUGCUGGUACUGAAUUUGAGAUGCCACAGAAUAGAGGACUGUGUAGUUUGAAGUCUACAUGUUGCUGCUACAAGGAUAUGUGUAUUUGUGCGUCUUACAAGUGAAUGUGAUUCACUUUUUAAACUUUGUUACAUUGCUUUUAUUAUACUAAAGCUACCAAAUAUAUUUUAUUGGCUUUAUCUAUAAAAACUGAUUAAACAAAUCUGUA
This is a messenger RNA of Protopterus annectens (West African lungfish), 1734 nucleotides long. RefSeq names its product nucleoporin 35 (gene NUP35). Lineage: Eukaryota; Metazoa; Chordata; Ceratodontiformes; Protopteridae. Bases 187 to 1140 code for a protein of 317 amino acids. Gene Ontology annotation, cellular component: nuclear membrane; nuclear pore nuclear basket; nuclear pore central transport channel. Gene Ontology annotation, biological process: regulation of DNA-templated transcription; NLS-bearing protein import into nucleus; nuclear pore organization. The record is from RefSeq and is a predicted model, not a curated record. Gene Ontology annotation, molecular function: phospholipid binding; single-stranded DNA binding; structural constituent of nuclear pore. The transcript has 14 exons.